Molecule: messenger RNA, 960 nt
Organism: Moneuplotes crassus
Lineage: Eukaryota; Ciliophora; Spirotrichea; Euplotida; Euplotidae
Source: the annotation of a GenBank genome assembly
CGAAAAAUGAAACUGGUAUAUACAAAGAAAGGACUUGAGUUUAGAAAGUCUUUGAAGUCAGAUAUCGAAACUCAACAAUUCAGAGUUUAUUCCCCAAAACUAUUCAGGAAAAAGAGCUCCAAGUUUAAAUUGAGUUCUUUCUUAAAAGAUGAUGGUAAUGAAAUAGAGAGGACGUUACAAUUUCCAGACUUUGAGAAUGUCAACGUUGAGUUGAUCCAGACAGAAAGAGGAGAAAUCAAAGAAAAACCUUAUUCACUUGUCAGCGAGCUCAAAACAAAUAAAUUCAAGAAAAAAUUUAAACUUUUUCUUGACAAGAGAAGUUCUUCAAGGCUGAGAGAUAUGUUGAAGGAUGUUCCUACUCAUUUACAUAAAAAUGCAUCUAAAGAAAUGAUUUUGCCUCCGAAGAAUCCUCUUCAUACUAGCUCUUUCUUGGAGACAAUUGGAACAGUGGAGUCUCCAUCUCAUUGGAGAUUCUUUGAAAACAAAAGGAAGUCAAUGCCUAAAAUAUUUAGUCCUGAUCAGAGAAUCUCAAGAAGGAACUCAAUCAGUCCGUCUGUUAUAGAUGGUAGACACUUUUCUCCUGAAUUAACUAGAAGCAGCUUCAACAACAUCGAGAAUAAAUUUCCUUUCAAUGUAGAAAAGAUCUUCAGAAAACAUUCCCAGCAAGAAGCUAAGAGACAAGUAAUCAGCCUCAUUGUACUCAGACAGAGAAAACUCAACGAACUCAAACAAAACCCCCCUAAACUCCCUGAAUACUACACAAAACUAGAGCAAUCCCUCACAAAAACCCUGAAUAAAAAAGACACAAGCAAAGAACGCUAUAAGCAAAGAGUCUCAAAACUCCACCACAAAAAGUACCAAAAGCAAUGGGAUUCCCUCCAGCUAUUCUCCAAACUCUCAAAACCCAUCAGGAAGAAGUAGUCUGAUUUUCAGAUAAAUUAGGUUGAACUUCAAUUUUCC